AUGCUUGCAAUAGCUGGGAUGUUUCAGAGUGACCGCCCAGUGACAUACUGCAGAUUUAACACGGAUGUGCCUGUCCUACGCCUGUGGUUAGAUGUCGAGUUGGAGACCAGACAGGAUUUCAGAUUAUCGCGGCAGGCCAUGCAUUCCCUACAGCGUCUAAUGAAGAGAGAGCAGAACCAUGGUUGGGGAAAUGAAUAUGAAGUCCUCGUCUACGUCUACUGGCUUGCCCAUGGUCUUUCCUACCGUGUGGUGUCCAGAGUUUUCAGUAUUCCCAAAUCAACCAUUCACAGGAUUGUUCACAGAGUGGCACAGUUAUUUUGGGACAAUCUAAAUAGAGCCAUCAGUUUUCCAAAACCUGCAGACAUCGACACUGUGGCAUUCUUCUUCCUCUUCCUUGGCGAUGGGUUUGGCGUGGUAGACAGGGUGGUGGAUGGAGUAGCUGGAAUGAUGGAAGAGGCUGUGGUGGAUGGUGUAGUUGGAUUGGUCGAAGAGGUUGUGGUUGGAGUGGGAGGAUUGUUUGAAGAGGCUGUGGUUGGACUGACAGGCGGUGUAGUGGGAGGAUUGGUUGAAGAGGCUGGGGCAGACUGA
Molecule: messenger RNA, 588 nt
Organism: Knipowitschia caucasica
Lineage: Eukaryota; Metazoa; Chordata; Actinopteri; Gobiiformes; Gobiidae
Source: the annotation of a GenBank genome assembly